Jatropha curcas is the source of this 1902-nucleotide messenger RNA. RefSeq names its product DnaJ P58IPK-like protein (gene P58IPK). The record is from RefSeq and is a predicted model, not a curated record. Gene Ontology annotation, molecular function: protein binding. Gene Ontology annotation, cellular component: endoplasmic reticulum lumen. NCBI's taxonomy places the organism in Eukaryota, Viridiplantae, Streptophyta, Magnoliopsida, Malpighiales, Euphorbiaceae.
CUUGUACUCUCUCUUCCUCGGUGCUUAAUUAAGAAAAGAAGCUCCUCUUCAAUAUCGUUCUUGAGUUCCUCAAACUCGCUCUGUACCCUUCAAAUUGGAUUCAAAUUCCAAAUCCAGACUCAAAACGCAAACGCAUUUGUACAUUUAUGCAUGAGAUUCUUUCUCUGAAACAACGUCGUUUCAAUAUAUUCACCUAGAGAGAUAAGAAAGUAGCGAUAAUGGAUAUUGGGAAGUUGUGGUGGCCGGUGGAUGGGGUGGCAUGGAAAGGGUUGGCUUAUACAGUAUUUAUACUUCAUUUUGUAUUUGUCUGUCAGCUUUUACUUCUCCAACCUCUCGUUUCUGCUUAUGAUGGUAAAGCUGGGAAUGUCGCGGAGUUGCUUGAAAAAGUAGAGAGAAGCGUAAAGGUGAAGCGUUAUAGUGAGGCUAUAGAUGAUCUUAAUGCUGCAAUUGAGGCAGAUCCAACGCUGUCAGAAGCUUAUUUUCGUAAAGCUUCCAUUCUUCGUCAGCUAUGCAGAUAUGAAGAGUCCGAAAAAAGCUAUAAGAAAGUUUUGGAGCUAAAACCAAGGCAUUCGACUGCAGAUAAAGAGCUUUCUCAAUUGCAUCAAGCUCAAAGUGCUCUGGAUACAGCUUUUACUCUCUUUGAUUCUGGUGAUUAUAAAAAAUCUCUGGAGUUUGUGGAUAAAGUUGUACUUGUUUUCUCUCCAGCAUGCUCAAAGGCCAAACUCCUAAAAGUUAGAUUGCUGUUAGCACUUAGGGACUAUUCUGCUGCCAUCUCUGAAACCGGGUUUAUUCUUAAGGAAGAUGAAAAUAAUCUAGAGGCACUACUGCUCCGUGGUCGUGCCUACUACUACUUAGCUGAUCAUGAUGUUGCUUCGAAACAUUAUCAAAAAGGCCUUCGUCUUGAUCCAGAACACAGCGAGUUGAAAAAAGCAUAUUUUGGAUUGAAAAAUUUACUCAAGAAGACUAAAAGUGCAGAAGAUAAUGCAAAUAAGGGAAAGCUGCGUGUUGCAGUGGAGGACUAUAAAGCUGCUCUUGCUUUGGACCCUAAUCAUCUUGCAUAUAAUGUAAACCUUCAUCUAGGCUUGUGUAAGGUGUUGGUCAAGCUUGGCAGGGGCAAAGAUGCUUUGAAUAGUUGCACUGAAGCACUUAACAUAGAUGGGGAGCUUCUUGAAGCUUUAGUUCAGAGGGGUGAAGCUAGACUAUUAAUCGAGGACUGGGAAGGAGCUGUCCAGGAUCUAAGAUCAGCAGCUGAGAAAUCACCGCAGGAUAUGAAUAUAAGGGAGGCAUUGGCGCGAGCAGAGAAAGCUUUGAAGAUGAGCAAACGACAAGACUGGUACAAGAUUUUGGGACUAUCAAAGAGUGCCUCUGCAGCUGAAAUCAAGCGUGCCUAUAAGAAACUUGCUUUGCAAUGGCACCCUGAUAAGAAUGUGGAUAACAGAGAAGAAGCAGAGGCCAAGUUCCGAGAUAUUGCUGCUGCAUAUGAGGUUCUUGGAGAUGAUGAAAAACGAGCCAGAUAUGAUAGAGGAGAAGACUUAGAAGAAAUGGGAAUGGGUGGUGGCGGUGGUGGUUUCAACCCUUUUGGUGGUGGGGGGCAACAGUUCACUUUUCAUUUUGAUGGAGGAUUUCCAGGAGGUUUUGGUGGAUUUGAUGGAGGCUUUCCUGGCGGUGGCGGUGGUGGAUUUCAAUUCCAUUUUUGAUAUCAUCGAAACAUGGGGUUAUUUUAUUAUGACACUAUUCUAACACAACUUUGACUAACACUAGUGGGUAUCUCAGGCAUCACAAGACGUUAUAGGUGAUUAAUAUAUCCGUUGACAAAGUUUUGCUCCCAGAAUAUUCAAAAUUCUGGAAUUUGUAUUUGAUUGAUCAAGUUAAUUGAUGAGCUGAUUCAUUGAUAUGUUGCAA